Messenger RNA from Juglans microcarpa x Juglans regia, 1101 nucleotides. Its product is annotated as 60S ribosomal protein L8-1. Lineage: Eukaryota; Viridiplantae; Streptophyta; Magnoliopsida; Fagales; Juglandaceae. The transcript has 2 exons. The record is from RefSeq and is a predicted model, not a curated record. Gene Ontology annotation, molecular function: structural constituent of ribosome; RNA binding. Gene Ontology annotation, cellular component: ribosome; cytosolic large ribosomal subunit. The coding region runs from base 109 to 891 and encodes 260 amino acids. Gene Ontology annotation, biological process: cytoplasmic translation.
AUUAUAAAUAUCCGAAGGAAUUAGUAUCUGAACCCCUUCUCCGAGCCCUAAUCAGUCCCGAGUUCCCUCUCCAUCUCCCCUUAGCGGCGGCUCCAAUCACACCCUACCAUGGGUCGAGUGAUCCGAGCUCAGCGUAAAGGUGCCGGGUCCGUCUUCAAGUCCCACACCCACCACCGCAAGGGUCCGGCCAGGUUCCGCAGUCUCGACUUCGGCGAACGCAACGGCUAUCUCAAGGGCGUCAUCACCGAGAUUGUCCACGAUCCCGGCCGUGGUGCCCCGCUCGCACGAGUCACCUUCCGCCACCCCUUCCGCUACAAGAAGCAGAACGAGCUGUUCGUCGCCGCCGAGGGCAUGUACACCGGCCAGUUCGUGUACUGCGGCAGGAAGGCCACUCUCAUGGUCGGUAAUGUCUUGCCUCUCAGAGCCAUACCUGAAGGAGCUGUCGUGUGCAACGUUGAGCACCACGUCGGUGACCGCGGCGUCCUUGCUAGGGCUUCUGGGGACUAUGCUAUUGUUAUCAGCCACAACCCUGAUAACGACACCACCAGGGUCAAACUCCCAUCUGGUGCCAAGAAAAUUGUUCCAAGUGGCUGCCGAGCAAUGAUUGGUCAGGUUGCUGGUGGAGGGAGAACAGAGAAGCCACUUCUCAAGGCUGGUAAUGCAUACCACAAGUUCAGAGUGAAGAGAAACUGCUGGCCCAAGGUACGUGGUGUGGCAAUGAACCCAGUUGAGCAUCCUCAUGGAGGAGGUAACCACCAGCAUAUUGGGCAUGCGAGUACUGUCAGGCGUGAUGCACCUCCUGGUCAAAAGGUUGGGCUUAUUGCUGCAAGGAGGACUGGUCGGCUCAGAGGACAAGCUGCUGCUACUGCUUCCAAAGCUGAUAAGGCUUAAAAACUUUGAUCGGAUAAGGGUGAUUGAAGUAGUAUAUCUUAGUUUUAUUGUUGCUUUUGAGGUCUUUCUGCGCAUUCCAUUUAUAUUUAUGAUGUUUGGUUUAUGUAUUUCUCGAAAGCUUUCCAGAGAUUUACAUCUAUUAGGCGGAAAUAGAUGUUUGGUAAUUGGAACAAACAUUUAUUUAAUCAGAAUAAACUUGUAUUGCAUCAA